AUGGCGUCUUCACCGCGACUUAGCCUGGAAAGGUCUAUAGACCAGUUCCGACGCGAGCUUACAGAUGCCCAACUGCAAGAGAUCAGCGGCGCGAAUCGGACAUCUAUCAACCAUGAAAUCCAGAAGAUACAAAACGAACUUGGGCGCGAGAAAAGUCUUUGUAGGAUAGGCAGAAUGAGUAGGUUCCUUGAUGCAAUGGAAGAGGUCGAAAAACUUGUGACAAUAUUCCUCAACGUUAGUGAAGUAGUCGCAUUUAUUUGGGGCCCUGUCAAGCUUGUUCUGAUGUUAGCGACAACAUGGACGAUCAGUGUUAAAAACAUCAUCGAUGCCUAUGAAGAAAUCGCCAUCGCCCUUGACAAUUUGAACGUUUUCCACAACGUCAUCAGACAUAACGAGCAGUUGAAACGUAUGCUGGAAGACUACUUCUCCGAUAUCCUCCGUUUCCAUACUUCAAUACUGGCAGUAUUCUCCAAACCUGACUGGAAAGGAAUGUUUACCUUCGUUUGGAGAGGAUUCCGACGCAACGUCAAACCGAUCAUCGAAAGUCUGAAGAGAAAACAAGCGAUGUUGUCAGACGAUAAACUUCAGCGACAUGCGAUCCUCAAAAACCUUCAGGAUUCAGAUCUAUACGCCAAAGAGCAGUUCGAUCAAAUACAGUCCGGUCUGGAUGAUGUAAUCAGUUUGGAAGAACUGAAAAGACAGAAACAAGAGAUUGAGCAGAUCAAGUCAUGUUUGGAAAGAAAGUUGAAUGUUUCCUUGAUGCAAAUUAUUACCCAACUGGAUCUUCCAGAUACAGUCAUGGAAUCCUCUGGUAGAUGGAUUCUCUCCAACCCACGUUUCCAAUCAUGGGAAGCCAACAAGUCAUCGGAGGGUUGUGUUCUCUAUCUGAAUGGGUGUCCCGGUGCCGGGAAGUCCACUCUCGCAAGAACAAUUAUUCGUCACUUGAAAGACAAUCCAUCUCGCCAAUCCUCGUCUCAGCCUUCGUUGGUUUAUUUCUUUUUCAAGCACAACGAUGCGGAUCGCAAAUCACUAAGAUCAAUGCUCUGCCAUAUCAUCACUCGGAUAAUCAACAAUGAUGAUAUAAUGAUGCGCUUUGCCUAUGACAAAUGCUCUGCCAUGGACUACCUUGAUCUUAAUUCUCUCAAGAGCCUGGCAUCGGAUUGCCUUUUUUCGCAGCGCAAUGUUAUCAUUGUUCUAGAUGGCCUUGACGAGGCGAAGGACAAAGAGCCUGAACAGGUUCUCAAGUGGUGUUUAUAUGAGUUACUCCAAAUGGCCCCGUCACGAGGAUGUCAUGUCAAGCUCUUGGUCUGCGGACAGGAAGACGGAAGGAUUGAAUCCUUGCUUUCUUCCUAUCCACAAAUUCGACUUCAUACAGAAGAUCCGCAUAAAACUGAUAUCCAAGAAUACUGCAAAGUCCAGGCUUCCGUGAUUGGCACUAGAUUCCGUCUUACUACUAAUGACGAAGGAGAGUUGAUCAUCAAAGUCUCAGAGGCAGCGAAAGGAAUGUUUCUCUACGCCAAAGUGGUGUUAUCAAAUUUGGCAUCAAUGGGGUCAAGGAAGGAGUACAAAGCAGAGUUAGGAGGCAACGACUUUCCACGUGAUCUGGAUGAAGCUUAUGAACGUAUUCUCCAACGCGUGCUCCAUGCCGCUGGUCCAUCUGCGCAAGCAAGCGCCAAGAAGAUUCUUGGUUGGUUGGUCUGCUCUCAAAGACCACUUCGAUGGCGGGAGAUACAGUCAAGAUUCUGCAUUGACGUAGAUACUGGCCUUUGCGAUGCAGACGAUGUCCGGGCAGAUAAUUGCAAGCAACUAUGCAGUUCUCUCGUUGAUGCCACAGACUGCGAGCUGUUUCCCGGGGUCGGCUCUGAACAAACUAUUACCAUUAUCCACGAAACAGCAAGCAAAUAUCUCAUAUAUACCAAUACCAUCGACCUUAUGGAAGAGCACAUCGCCAUGUCCCUCUUUUGCUGCCGUUAUCUCAGUUCCAGACCAUUUCUCGGUAUUGGAACCAACCAAGUGCGCGACGCUCUACAGUCAGGCUACUUCAGUUUCGUAGACUAUGCUGCUGCCCAUUACAAAUUACACAUUGACAAAGCCGAACUUCUCAACCGAAAGACAGUGUUUGACUCGGGCUUGAAUAUAGCCACAGCGAAAAAUGCCCUAUCGGAUCUGGAAAAGUCUUAUCAGAGCACGGGCGCAGACGGAACAGCCGAGAUGGACAAGGUUGCAGGGUUUACUGAGGAACCCAGUAAACUCCUAGCGCAAUCCAUACAGGAUAAUGUGUUUGACAUACGAGCGAUGAUACACACCCAGUGGGAUGAUCUCUCACAAAACACAGGUUUCAAAGAACUGGAAGGUGAAAUAAGGCACAAGUGCACCAAACUUCAUUGUCCCAAGUUCUUUGUUGGAUAUCUGAGCGAGGACCUACUCCGACAGCAUCUUACCAGUCACGAACGUCCAUUCAGAUGCAAGGACGAAAGUUGUUUUGCUUAUGUCGUUGGUUACACAUCAGAAGUUGAUUUGCAAAGUCACAAUCAGAACUUCCACAAUGAAGGCUCCCGAGCCAAGGUUUCGUUCCCCAAAACCAGUAGGGCUGGGAAAUAUGACUUGAUCAGCGCCUGCAGAUCUGGAAAUUUGAAACAGGUCGAACUACUUCACCGUUUGGAUGUCGAUAUUUCGGGUGUAUUACUCGAAAAAUUGCCUUUGACGGUUGCGUACAUGGCUGGACAUGGUCACAUAUGCAAGUACCUCGUCGAGAACGGUGUUAACCCCUUCAGGAAAUUCCGUCUACGAAGGAAAGCGCGUCCUAUCGACCUUGCCAUCCACAAGAAAGAUUUUAACAUGCUGGAGAUAUUUCUAUCUCGUUAUCAAGACAUCACGUCAAGUGAGAAUAUGUUUUCUAUUGGAACAUGUAUCGAAGAUAUAUUUAGAUUCUACCCACCUGGGGUUGAAAUUCUGCUACGAUUGUCGACAAGAGAGCAAGUCGAAGAGGGUUCAUUCUUAAUAGAGAACGUCAUGGCUGAAAAACUAGAAUUCUUAUUUGAUAUCUGGAAACACAAGCUGAACGUCUCCCCGGUCGACCUAAGUUUGUCCAAGCACGGGAACGAUGUCACACCGAUACAUACAGCGUUUCGGGAUAUAUUCCCAAAGCUCUACGUUGAGGGCAAGUUCUGUCCUGACCAGAAGAGCCAAGAAUAUCGCAUUUGUCAGCUGACCGUUAAACAAAACCAAAUUUCCCUCCACUCUGCACUUCUCGCCAAGCACUACCCUCUUGCUACGUUUUGGAUGGAUAUUGAUACCGACAACCUGAUGUAUAUCCAAGAUUACAACGACAAUAGUCCUCUUCACAGUUUCAUCAUGGAAUCGUGUGAGAAGGCUUGUGAUACAUGCGUCCUCAUGGCUAAGCGUCUUAUCAAGCUUGACAAGAUAGGACUUGCACAAAAAUCCAACAAAAAGGGCCAGUUACCAGUUCACAUCGCAUUAAUGAGGAAUAUUUCACCAAUAUUGUUGCAGACAAUUGUGGAAUCAUGCAUAGACAGAAAUUACAAGGAUAUUCAGGGCUUCAGUCCGUUGCAUUAUGUGCGAAGCGAGGAGAAUCUUAAACUCCUGUCACAGCAGAAGGGUGUCAAUCUUUUCAGUAGGAAUAAGAAGGGUCAAACUUACUUUGGAACACUUUGCGAUAGCGAUGAGGCCUUUGAUGAGGGCUUUAUGCGAGUUCUUCUGGAUGCAAACAUAGGACUCGCAUGGACAGCUGACCAAUAUUUGCAAGGUUCCACUCCCCUUCAUUAUGCAAUGAGGGCUCGCAGAUGGAGAGAAGGGGAGCAUCCGGAACGGAGGGGUUUUGGACCCUCGAGAGCUGCUAAGUUCCUACUAAACCUUCCGGAGGUCGAACAAGUCCUCCGAGCCUUUUUACCCAGUCCAGCCGAAGACUGUCGACAGGUUAGGAAAUUUGCUGUGGAGGAGAAGUUAGAUCAUGCGUUGGAAGUGAUGGAAAAGAUUGGGUUUGCGUUGCUUCCUGUACGUCUUCGCCGUGUUACAAGUCAGCGAAUUGAAGAUACGACCGUUGGAAGGAUUCUUAUUGUUCAAGACAACGGUAUAUAUAGCCAUAAGCGUUCAACCCUUCUCAUCCAUUCAUUGGAUGCAAUCAAAUCAAGUGGCUUGGGGCUGAAUCAAAUUGCACAAGCUUCAGAUAAGCCAGUGUCCCUAUCACAUCCUGCACCCGCCGUGCCCAUCCCGACCAAGACAUGGCACACUUACUUUUCCUAUGGCAUAGGCCACACAGAGUACGACACCAUCAUAGGGCAACAAAACGCGUGCAUCCGAACACUUCGACAGGAAAGAAAGAUAAAGAGCCAGUGGUUCUUGAAACCGCCCGCCGCUGAAGGCAUGCCACAAUUAGGUGCCAACUUUGAAUCAUCUACAGAAAGUGCAACGUUUCCGUAUCCAGAAGCUUUUAGGAAAGUCAUGUUUCCAACGACUUCUGUCCCGCAACGUGACGAGGAACAUGGAAAUUCGCGUAGUGAUUUAGCUGAUCAUGAGAUCCCAAGACUGCCGGAAGCAGGGAUGAUCAAGAAGAAGAGUUUCGUGUCGACACCCGUUUUCGGCGUGUCACGUACUACAGCAAUUGAGGUUGAGUCACGGAUCCAGCCGACAUAUGUUGUUUUAGGCAUAUUUCCACGCGGCGCUCUGAACCCCAAGGAACGGAUUGUGUUCAUCGACAGACCAGAGCAAUUCUUCUCAAAGCUCAGGUGGGCGACCUUUCGUAUCCGUGGUAUGAGAGGGACAUUGCUGUCUCUGAAGCACCUUGCAGCAUUCAGAUUAUAUAGAUGCGACUUCAACACUGGAGCACAUACCCGCAUCAAUCUAGAUGCUAAUGGAGUUUGUGAUUUGUAUCUCCUAUUGAUUACCUACAAAAGCUGGCAUAUCCCUCGGCACAUCUCUCGAGCAUGGGCAGAUUGGAUCCAUCGCACCCUGAACGACGAGCAACUCGACGUGUUACAAGGUGAAUACGCCCUUGAACUGGUUCUAGACUGGUCAAUAACACGCAUCUUAAUUGUGGUCUUGAUACCUGUUCUUCUGAGUCUGGCUAUCGGGAUCUGGCUAAACGCAAAGGCUUGGACGGAUCUUGCGACGAUACAGACGGCUUGGGGCACUGCUUCAUACAUCGUAACUGCUGGGGCAUUACUCGCAGCAAUGUUGGGAUUCCUGGAUAUCGCGGACAAAUAG
This is a messenger RNA of Fusarium pseudograminearum CS3096, 5223 nucleotides long. RefSeq lists its product as uncharacterized. Gene Ontology annotation, molecular function: protein binding. The coding region runs from base 1 to 5223 and encodes 1740 amino acids. The transcript is spliced from 14 exons. NCBI's taxonomy places the organism in Eukaryota, Fungi, Ascomycota, Sordariomycetes, Hypocreales, Nectriaceae. The record is from RefSeq and is a predicted model, not a curated record.